Molecule: messenger RNA, 510 nt
Organism: Emiliania huxleyi CCMP1516
Lineage: Eukaryota; Haptophyta; Isochrysidales; Noelaerhabdaceae
Exons: 6
Coding region: 1-510 (169 amino acids)
Source: RefSeq, a predicted model, not a curated record
AUGUCUGCCACCGCCUCCUCGCCGCCUCGCCCUCCUCCGCCGCGGCGGUGCGACGCGGCGGACGCUGUCGAGCGCGCCAUCGUUCGCGCGGAGACAGCGGCGGGCCUCGCCGAGCGGCGCGGCGCGUCGCUGCUGCUUGUGGCGGAGCGCGAGGGCGCCGUCGUCGGCUCCGUCGAGGCUUUCACGCCUGACUUUCUGGAGAUCGCGUGGGAGGCGGGCGAGAGCGUGCUCUCGCUGCAGGUGGACGAGCUCAACGGGCCGGCCCUCCAGCUCUACCGCGGGCUCGGCUACGAGGUGGUCGGCAGGGAGCGCGCGUCCACCAAGCCGUCGAGGUAUGGCUUCGUCUCGAAGCUACUGCUCGGCGGUGUGCGGGAGCGGACCUUGCUCGUGCUGCAGAAGCCGCGGCCGCCCGCUGCGGCCGAGGCGGCGGAGCCGGAGGUGCCUCGCGGGCGUGGUGUUGUGGGGCGGUUGCUGUAUGGCGUGAGGCGCCGUUUGAAAGCGCUGAGAUAA